AUGAGUAAAGCUUCUCCAUCUGCAGGGCUGAGCAGACGUCGGCGGGAGUCCAAGCACGUUCAAGAAACUCAAGAAAUUGAAAACCCACCUAAUUCCCGUAUUUCAGGCAGCACUUUUAUCUCUCUUUUGGCAAAGAAGUUUAGACUCCGUGCCGAGUACGUUCGCAAGAAUUUUCUGUCUGAUCUCUUUGUUGACCAGACUUAUGUGUAUCCCAUUUUGGGAUUUUUCAAGUUUCUGGUGACACCUUCCUUCUGGCUUUACAGUCUGGUUCUUGCCUUUUGUUUCGCUUGCAUCUUCAUAACCGUUGCAGCAUUGUACUACUUCUUUCUUGUGCCCAUUUUACUGACCUGGGCAGUGACAACUUUGGGUCCUAUUGGGUUUGUGGUGGUGCACGUCCAAUGGCUGUUGCAAUCCAAUGCAGUUGCCGUUGCGUUGACGAACAUUCUCAUUGCACCAGUGUUCGCCAACAGUAUUUUCGAUGCUGCCUUGGCCAAAAUGGGUCACUCGGAGUUUUUGGAAAGUGCCAAGAAACUGCCAAUUGCGUCAUUGAAGCAAGUGUCCUGGACAUCGUUGGAAUUUUGGCUCGUGGUUCUUCCCGGAAAGAUCAUUAGCUUGAAGCUUAAAGUCGCGUCUAGACUAUUCCUCAGUGUUCUCUCUCUGAUUCCGAUUAUUGGACCCACCAUUGCGAAUCAAUUGCUAAGUCCAAAGCGUGGAUUCGCAUACAACCGGAGGCUCUACGAUCUCAAGAAUUUGAAUGGCACGCAGGUGAAAGACAAAUUCUACGAGCACCUUGGGCAGUAUACUGCGUUUGGAAUGAUGGCAGGCUUAUUGGAGUUAAUACCAGUGAUGUCAAUCGUCACUGUACCAAGUAAUAUCAUCGCAGGUGCGCUAUGGGCGUCAAAUGAGCUCAAGAAAAAUCGCAUCUGA
This is a messenger RNA of Lachancea meyersii CBS 8951, 927 nucleotides long. The record is from the annotation of a GenBank genome assembly. NCBI's taxonomy places the organism in Eukaryota, Fungi, Ascomycota, Saccharomycetes, Saccharomycetales, Saccharomycetaceae.